This is a messenger RNA of Cutaneotrichosporon oleaginosum, 978 nucleotides long. Its product is annotated as mitochondrial 37S ribosomal protein uS2m. Gene Ontology annotation, biological process: translation. Gene Ontology annotation, molecular function: structural constituent of ribosome. Gene Ontology annotation, cellular component: ribosome; mitochondrial small ribosomal subunit. NCBI's taxonomy places the organism in Eukaryota, Fungi, Basidiomycota, Tremellomycetes, Trichosporonales, Trichosporonaceae. The record is from RefSeq and is a predicted model, not a curated record.
CUCCUCUGGAACCAUCACCAUGAAGCCCAUCAACUGCGCGACGACCACCGCGGUCCGGGCACUGUCCGCGGCUCCUAGGCAAGCGGCACGAUUCUCGACGACCGCAACGGCGGCUUCGGGACCAUCAUACUCGCAGAAGCCCGGAGAAUCCAAGGCCGACGCAUGGGCGCGCAACAUGGGCGAGGUGCGGGAGUGGCGCCGCCGUCAAGCUACCACCGAGGACCAGGUUUCGCUGUACCUUCCUCCAGGCGUUGAAGCACCGCGCGCCAAGGCCUCGCCGCGUGAGGCGUCUAUCUCCACUCUUCUCGCUGCUGGUGCCGCUCUCGGACACAAGAAGAGCAUCAUGCACCCUGCAUACCUCCCCUUCGUGUACGGCAACCGCGCCGGACUCAACAUCAUCGACCUUGACCAGACACUGAGUAUCCUCCGCCGAUGCGCGAGCGUCGUGCGUGACGUCGUCAAGGAUGAUGGCGUCGUGCUCUUUGUGAGCAAGCAGCGGAACGCCACGCUUCAGAUCAAGGCGCGCAUGGGUGACAACGGCUUCGUGGCGGCGUCAUGGAUGCCAGGCCUGCUCACCAACGCCGAGACCUACUUCGGCAUCGACCCCAUCAUGAAGGGUUCGUACCUGCCCGACUUGGUCAUUUUCUCCUCCCCUGCCAACAACAUUGGCGCCAUCCGCGAGUGCACGAUGCGCAAGGUGCCUACGAUGGGCAUCGUGGACUCGAACAUGGAUCCACGCAUUGUGACGUACGCCAUCCCUGCAAACGCAGCUUCAGUGCGCACGGCCGAGCUGGUGAUUGGCACCCUGUCGCUGGCGGGGCAGGAGGGUCGCCGUCUGCGGCUGCGUGAGGAGGAGAAGGCGAGCCUGCGCAAGACUCGUGACCUGGAGUGGCGCCGCAACCUCAAGGGCGGCAAGCGAGAUGAGGCGGAGUAGCAGAGCAGCCAGGCGAUAACCAUUUAUGCAUUGAUAUCCCAAAU